Molecule: messenger RNA, 596 nt
Organism: Lytechinus variegatus (green sea urchin)
Lineage: Eukaryota; Metazoa; Echinodermata; Echinoidea; Temnopleuroida; Toxopneustidae
Exons: 4
Coding region: 102-596 (164 amino acids)
Source: RefSeq, a predicted model, not a curated record
UGGGAAGACAAGGAGGGACCGUUGAAUGCGUGUCAUCAUCUUGUAGUUUCGGCUCUUUCUCGUGUGGAAAUGCGACACUCUCAAAUGGAGAUAUCGUAAGAAUGGUGCCCAAAUUGAUGAAAACUGAUUUCGCCAAGUGGAUGAAAACAGUUCCUGGAUUGGAAAAAGUUGAUGAAAAGUAUAUCUGCGAAAUACCUGCGUGUUCGUCCUACCCCUGCCUCAAUGGAGCGAUCUGUACGGAGACACUCACCGGAUAUGAAUGUAACUGCACAUCAGAAUUCUACGGCCCAACCUGCGCUUGUCCAAUAAUUUACACUCCUGAUGGCGGGGAAACAAAAAAUUUCGCCUUCCCCGACUUGAUUAUCACCCAAGGUAUGACGUCAUUUGAAUUUGAAAUCAGAUCAUCAGGCGGCGAGGUGUUCAUUCGUAUGUUCAGGAGUAUUGGCGAGGCAUAUACUUUUGAAAUAGAGAUUGCUAGACAAAAGAUUCCUAGUGGCAGUGAAAAGAAAAUUAGGAUUAGCUAUGUGGUUUGCAUUGCUAAUUUUACUGAGGUCAUUCAAGAGCCUUCUAGACAUGCUAGAAGUGGACUAUUCUAG